CGUGGUCUGUUGUUUACUUCUUCCAGGAACGUUUUGGUUGGCCCAGCUGGAAGGGAGCAGGGGACGCUGGAAUUGUGAAACAGUUUUCCUGGAUAGAGUUACUCAGCAUUUAGGAGAAAAUAGAUUGAGUAUAGAGGCCGGAAAGAUGUCAGACUGAAAGCUUUUCCUCUUCCGAAGCAGUUUAAUCCUUAAAAAGAGAAGAAAAAAUAUCAUCUAGAAUGCUUCAGUUUGGAAAUCUCUUUGCCCAUUUUCACCUUCCUCACAAAGCUUCAGAAAGUGCUCAAAAACGAAGCUUAAAGCAGCUUCCAAGCCUUCCAGACUUUUUACAACAUGUCAUAAAACUCACCGGGCUGAGGAAGGAAGAUGUACACUGCGAUCUUCGUGUCCCUGACCAGCAUCAAGCCGCCAAAGACGACAUCAACAUGGUCAUCCUGACAGGUCGUGGGAUCUUCUGCAUGGAUGUUAAGCCCUGGAGUGGGACAGUGUGUGCUCACAACCAAAACUGGCAUGUGCAAGUUAAAGACAAAGACGAGAAUUUUUCCAAUACUCACAUUGAACAGGUUGAAGAUCCCCUCAAAGCUGUCAUGCGCAAAACGGUUCAAUUAUGCAGUCACUUGAAGAGGAGCGGAGUGCCUGUACGCAACAGUCUCUUCUUCUCCAGAGUCAUCUUUCUCUCCCCCGACCUCAAGCUGGAUGAGGAGCUGAUGAAGAGAAGGGAGCUGGUACCUUACAGCCAGAUAGAUGAGUUCCUCAAAUCUUUCAAAGAGGGCUAUAUGGGCUGGAUAUCUGAUGCUGUGACUCCCUCCUGGAUCUCAGGUCAUCUGUCGUACAGGCAGAUGGAGUCGGUGCGAGGUGUCCUCAGGAAGAUGGGAACGUGGGACCUGGUGCUUCUGCAUGGUGGUGAGCAACUGAAAGGAGACUACCAGGGCUGCCAGUACAUCGCGCUGGACCGCCAGGACACUGAAACGUUGGAGUUUUCCAGAGUCAAGACCCUCGCUGCUGAGUCAUUGUGGGCUUUGUUAGGCCACGUUCCUCAGGUAACUGUUAAAAUGUACAAACGAGGCCCUCACGGCUGGCUGGGUAAAUCCCUGAAUGCCACCGCCAUCAUCCCUUCCAACACCUUUGUGAUCUUCAGAGUUAGUGGUGAGGAAUCUGAUGCCAAAAUCCCAGCGAACACUAUUCACAGCAUCACACUCAGCAUAUGACACGGUGGAGACGAUCAAAGGAUUAAUGGAAGCUUUCUGAAUGAAUAACAUGCGUAUGCAAAAAAA
Messenger RNA from Poecilia latipinna (sailfin molly), 1271 nucleotides. RefSeq lists its product as uncharacterized. The transcript has 7 exons. NCBI's taxonomy places the organism in Eukaryota, Metazoa, Chordata, Actinopteri, Cyprinodontiformes, Poeciliidae. The record is from RefSeq and is a predicted model, not a curated record. The coding region runs from base 219 to 1205 and encodes 328 amino acids.